GGUGUCUUGUCAUCUUCCAGACUAUCGAAAGCGUCCGAGAUGGACCAUCACUGGGUUGCCACAUCAUGGCUGAGUGACGUGGGGUUGCCUCAAUAUUCACAGACCUUUCAGACCCAUCUGGUGGACGGCCGGGUGCUGAACUCGCUGAGCCGCAGAGACCUGGAGAGAUUGUUCAAUAUCACUGACCAGUUCCAUCAGACCAGUCUCCUCCUGGCAAUCCAGCUCCUGCAGAUACUCAACUUUGAUAAAGAGGCCCUGCAGGCACAGCGGGCAAAAUGUGAGGACCAAGACCGAGAGCCCAUUGUUUGGACGAGUCACAGAGUAAUGAAGUGGAUCAGAGACAUAGACCUCAAGGAGUUUUCAGACAAUCUUCAGGGUAAAGGGAUUCAUGGAGCUGUGAUGGUUCUGGAACCAUCCUUUGACUCAGACGCCAUGACAAAAGCUUUGGGGAUCCCCAGCAACAAGCACAUGCUGCAUCGGCACCUGUAUGAAGAGAUGAAAUCACUCGCGGUCCCUAACAGCAGUGCAGAAAAGGGAAGUGAAGUGAUCAGUUCUUCACCUGUGGCUGUAAAGCGCUUUGCUGAGGAGAGGGUGUCGAUAAGAAGAUCAGGCAAGAGUCCGCUGAGGUUACAUGCUAGCAGCCACUCAGUGGAGAGAGGUCUGGGCUUCCAUGGCAGCUGUGGCUCUCCGCCCAGAGAGGCCCGGGUCCAGGCCGUCCCGCGGGCCAGAGGCAGCCCGAUGCACACUUACAAGAGUGUAGAAAUCACCAACGUGUGACCAGCCUCAGCCUUCCAGUUGGCCCACAUUGUUACCAUUGUUUACAUUGUUAUUGUAUUAUAGUUGUUUACUACUGAGAGCAACCUACACUCGGCAUCGUUUGACUUUUAAGGGGAAGUCUUAAAGGAAUGAACCCCUUAAUAAUUCCAAUAUAUUCUUAUUUUGUCCAAUAUAAGAAUAACACUUACCAUGAAUAGAAACAAAGGUCAUUUUUGAGCUGGAAGUUGUAAAUAUAAGGAAGAAGGAGAUUUAGUUUGUUAGAUUUCCAACGAAAUGUCCGGAUGAGUUUCUUAUUACGAGUAUUUUGAGUUACCUACACAAAUACCUGAAAACAAUGUUGUUCUUCUUUGAUGCCUUAUACAAACAGGUCUCCCAGCACUGUUGUGUUCUGCUCUAACUAUUUCUUACAUUAAAUGAUUAAUAAGUCAUAACAUGUUUUCACGGUAGAUACAUAUCCUCUGUUAAUCUUCUGUGGAGACAUGAACUGUGUGCGGUCAGAAGCUCUACACUGAGGCGUUAUGUUAUCACAACUGUUAUUAAUACUGCAAAUAGUAGCCAAUUUUUGAUAUGUGGGAAAGCCAAAUCUGGUAAAACAGUUACAUAAUCUUUUCAUUUAAUGAAAGAACGGAUAUCCUUUUGGUUCACAUUAAAUGUGAAUGUUUAGAGGUUUGUAUUGAAAAAAACAUCCCACAGUAUAAAGAUGAAACACAAUUUUAAAUGUUGAGUUAUGAAAGUGUUAAUGUGUAAAACUGUAAGCAAUUGAUCUCUACAUGUUUAUACUGUACAAGCACUGAAGAAAUGGAAUUACGUUACUUAUAUUAUAAAGUAAAGAGAGAGAAUGUAAUGGUAUAUUUUGUAAUGUUUAAUCAUGUUUUAUAACACAUAGUUGUUUAAAGUUUCCUCCUGAGCAUGAAAACAAGCGUAUGAGAUACCACAGGGCCCCACUGUGUGCAGCCGAACGCCCGGGGUCAACAAAUAGAAAACAGGUUUGUCUGUGACUUUCUGGGCGACUGGUUUAUUAACCAAGGGCAAACUUGUUUAAGUGAGAAGAUUACACCAGUUCAAACCUGUAUGGAAACAGAGUGAAAGUACAAUGGUGUCUUCUAUGACGUUUACCUGUCUCUAUUCCCCAGCUGUCAGAGCUAAUUUACAUCGACAUUAAAGCUGAAAUUAUGGUCAACCUA
Eleginops maclovinus (Patagonian blennie) is the source of this 1961-nucleotide messenger RNA. RefSeq names its product kazrin-like. The coding region runs from base 40 to 777 and encodes 245 amino acids. Gene Ontology annotation, molecular function: protein binding. The transcript has 5 exons. NCBI's taxonomy places the organism in Eukaryota, Metazoa, Chordata, Actinopteri, Perciformes, Eleginopidae. The record is from RefSeq and is a predicted model, not a curated record.